This is a messenger RNA of Phalaenopsis equestris, 2446 nucleotides long. RefSeq names its product alpha-L-arabinofuranosidase 1-like. NCBI's taxonomy places the organism in Eukaryota, Viridiplantae, Streptophyta, Magnoliopsida, Asparagales, Orchidaceae. The transcript has 18 exons. Bases 163 to 2316 code for a protein of 717 amino acids. The record is from RefSeq and is a predicted model, not a curated record. Gene Ontology annotation, biological process: L-arabinose metabolic process. Gene Ontology annotation, molecular function: alpha-L-arabinofuranosidase activity.
CCUCACUUCACUGAGCCUUGCAAGCAACGCUGCGUGGAGUAGAUGAAUGUCGCAUCCUAAUCCCAUUAUUGUCCGUCCGAUCAAAAUCCAACGAUCAUCAAGCUAAGCUGGGCUCCACCGCAGUCGCAUCUUCCCCAUCACAUCGCCACCAAUGAGCUGAGAAUGAAAGAUAGAAUCUCGCGGGCAAACCUGCGAGCAACCCGCAGCUCGAUUCUCGGAAGCUACUUAAACCGCGCGGCUCAAAAAUCAUUUUUCGCAUCGCUGCGGAUUUCAAUACGACUGUGUGUAGCUGCUGAUGAGAUGGGCGGUGAUGGAAAAAUGGGGUUUGCGCGUGUUUGUGCUGUCGCUCUGUUUUGUUCUCUAAUACUGAUGUCCAAUUUUUGCGGAAGCUGUGCUUAUGGAUUGGAGGAUAACCAGACAGCGGUCUUGUUGGUGAAUGCUUCCUCGCAUUCUGGCAUGAGGAUUUCAGAUACUUUGUUUGGUGUCUUUUUUGAGGAGAUCAAUCAUGCAGGAGCUGGGGGGCUUUGGGCAGAACUUGUGAGUAAUAGAGGCUUUGAAGCUGGGGGCCCUAAUACUCCUUCGAACAUUGACCCGUGGUCUAUCAUUGGGAAUGACUCUACAGUCUUUGUGACAACUGAUCGAACAUCUUGUUUUGAGCGUAAUAAGGUGGCCCUUCGUAUGGAAGUCCUGUGUGACAAUGUGGGAUCUAUUAUUUGUCCGGAAGGUGGUGUUGGCAUUUAUAACCCUGGAUAUUGGGGAAUGAAUAUAGAAGAUGGAAAAGAGUAUAAGAUUAUCCUUCAUGUAAGAACAGCAGCAGAAAUGAAAUUGUCAGUUUCACUGACAAGCACUGACGGGUCGCAGACUCUCGCUUCCUCUAUUAUAACGACAGCUGAACGGGAUAUAUCUAAUUGGACAAAAGUUGAACUAUUAUUUACUGCCAAAGGAUCAAAUGCUCAGUCCAGGCUUCAAUUGACUACUUCUAAUAAAGGAAUAAUUUGGCUUGAUCAGAUAUCAGUUAUGCCUGUUGACACUUACAAAGGACAUGGCUUUAGGAAGGAACUUUUUGCCUUGGUGGCAGACCUAAAACCUCGAUUCUUAAGAUUUCCAGGUGGCUGCUUUGUGGAAGGUGAAUGGCUCAGAAAUGCAUUCAGGUGGAAAGAAACCUUGGUUCCCUGGGAGGAAAGGUCUGGCCACUUUGGCGAUGUCUGGAUGUAUUGGACCGAUGAAGGGCUUGGAUACUACGAGUUUCUUCAACUUGCAGAAGACCUGGGUGCUUCGCCUGUGUGGGUGGUCAACAAUGGGGUUAGCCACAACGAUCAAGUUGCUACUCCAAACAUCUUAGCUUUUGUUCAGGAUACACUUGAUAGUAUUGAGUUUGCAAGGGGUUCUCCCAACUCAACAUGGGGCUCACGUCGAACUGCAAUGGGACAUCCAGAACCUUUUGAACUGAAAUAUGUGGCAGUUGGUAAUGAAGACUGCGGGAAAAAAAAUUACCUAGGAAACUACCUGAAAUUCUACUAUGCCAUCAAAGCUGCUUAUCCAGAUAUUAAAAUCAUUACCAACUGUGAUGGCUCAUCGACUCCAUUAGACCAUCCUGCUGAUAUGUAUGAUUUCCAUAUUUACACGUCCUCAAACAAUUUGUUUUCAAUGUCAAAGCAAUUUGAUCACACAUGUCGCUCUGGCCCCAAGGCUUUUGUUAGUGAGUAUGCUGUGACUGGAUCUGAUGCCGGCAAAGGAAGCCUUCUAGCUGCUUUGGGUGAAGCUGGAUUCCUUAUUGGACUGGAAAGGAACAGCGAUGUUGUUGAAAUGGCAAGUUAUGCUCCUCUUUUCGUCAAUGUCAAUGAUCGGCGGUGGAAUCCAGAUGCUAUAGUCUUUAAUUCAUGGCAGCAGUAUGGAACACCAAGUUAUUGGGUGCAACAGAUUUUCAAGGAAUCGAGUGGAGCAAUUUACUAUCCCUCCACAAUCCAAGCUGAUUCUUCAGGUUCUUUGAUUUCUUCUGCAAUUCUUUGGGAGAACUUGGAAGAAAAUAUUAAAAUCAUAAAAAUAAAGAUUGUUAACUUCGGGAGCAACCCGGUGAAUUUUAAGAUCUCUAUAACUGGAUUGCAAGGAACAAUCAAUUCGUCCCAAUCAUCAAUAACAGUACUUACCUCCAGCAAUGUGAUGGAUGAGAAUUCUUUCGAUGUACCUAAUAAGGUAUUUCCAGUAGAGAAUUUUUUGCCAAAUGCAGGAACAGAAAUGAAUAUUGUGAUUUCUCCGCAUUCAUUGACUUCAAUCAAUUUACCACUUGGCCCAACAACUUACAUUUCUGCAAUUUAGAAUAAGAAUGGGAGCAGAAAAAUAAGAAAAGACAUUGUUGUGAAAUGCAGAAGGUUGCAUUGUAUUGUAUGUGAUCAUCUUUGCACUACGUAAUUAUCAAUAAGUUCUGGUAAUUAUUUAUAUUGAUGCU